UUGCAUACAGAUGAGUUGGCAGCCGGUCUGAGCUGACCCACAGACUCAUAAAAACUAACAGGGCCCAGGGCCCCUUCACCCAUGCCAUCCAAACUCUUGGGACCAAAGGUGCAAGGACUCAUUCACAUCAGGGACCUGGCUGCUUUCUCGGAGACCAAGGAACUGAGCUUUUGUCUCUGCAUUCAUGCUGGCAAUCCAUGAGAUUAGUGUGUUGACAGAAAGAAUGUUCAAGCAUCUUCGGAAAUGGUUUGUCACUUGCUUUUUUGGGCGUUCUCGGCGGAGAGCGAGGCUGGUCUCCAAAGAUGGAAGGUGCAACAUUGAAUUUGGCAACGUGGAGGCACAGUCGAGGCUGAUAUUCUUUGUGGACAUAUGGACGACUGUGCUGGACCUCAAGUGGAGAUACAAAAUGACCAUCUUCAUUACAGCCUUCUUGGGCAGCUGGUUCUUCUUUGGCCUCCUGUGGUACGUGGUCGCCUACAUCCACAAAGACCUCCCUGAGUUCCAUCCCCCUGCCAACCACACCCCUUGUGUGGAACACAUUAAUGGCUUGACCUCAGCUUUUCUGUUUUCUCUGGAAACGCAAGUGACCAUUGGCUAUGGAUUCAGGUGUGUGACAGAACAGUGUGGUACUGCCAUUUUUCUGCUCAUCUUCCAGUCUAUACUCGGAGUCAUCAUCAAUUCUUUCAUGUGUGGUGCUAUUUUAGCCAAGAUCUCCAGACCCAAAAAACGUGCCAAGACCAUUACUUUCAGCAAGAAUGCAGUGAUCAGCAAGCGGGGUGGGAAGCUUUGUCUCCUGAUCCGAGUGGCUAAUCUUCGGAAGAGCCUCCUCAUUGGCAGUCACAUAUAUGGAAAGCUUCUGAGGACCACCAUCACUCCUGAAGGAGAGACCAUCAUUUUGGACCAGAUCAAUAUCAACUUUGUGGUUGACGCAGGGAAUGAAAAUUUAUUCUUCAUCUCCCCACUGACGAUUUACCAUGUUAUUGAUCACACCAGCCCCUUCUUCCACAUGGCAGCAGAAACCCUUCCCCAGCAGGACUUUGAACUAGUGGUGUUUUUAGAUGGCACAGUGGAGUCAACCAGUGCCACCUGCCAAGUCCGGACAUCCUACGUCCCAGAAGAGGUGCUCUGGGGUUACCGUUUUGCUCCCAUAGUGUCCAAGACCAAAGAAGGGAAAUACCGAGUGGAUUUCCAUAACUUUAGCAAGACCGUGGAAGUGGAGACACCUCACUGUGCCAUGUGCCUUUAUAAUGAGAAAGACGCUCAAGCCAAGAUGAAAAGAGGCUAUGACAACCCCAACUUCGUCUUGUCGGAAGUCAAUGAAACAGACGACACCAAAAUGUAACACUGAGUUUUCAACAUGAUUAGAGUGAAAUCUUGACGAUACCUAGUUGACUAGAAACAUUAUGAAACAAUCAACAAUUUGAGGUAUGACAGUAGGACAAAAGCCUUUAAAGUCUCCCUGCACCGUGUCCCUGAACCCCAAAACCGUGAUCCUACAAGACACACAGCUCUACAAGUUAAUUGCAUGAGAACAUGAGAUGGAUUUCUAGGAAACUG
This is a messenger RNA of Odocoileus virginianus texanus, 1557 nucleotides long. RefSeq names its product potassium inwardly rectifying channel subfamily J member 1 (gene KCNJ1). Gene Ontology annotation, cellular component: plasma membrane. The record is from RefSeq and is a predicted model, not a curated record. Lineage: Eukaryota; Metazoa; Chordata; Mammalia; Artiodactyla; Cervidae. Gene Ontology annotation, biological process: potassium ion import across plasma membrane; regulation of monoatomic ion transmembrane transport. Gene Ontology annotation, molecular function: ATP-activated inward rectifier potassium channel activity.